GCGGGGCAGCAAACCUUGUUCCCUCCAAUGCCAGUUUCCGUCCGUCAUUUCCCCAACGCUCUCCCUUCUCUCCCAACCCUUCUUAGGUCCUGCAAAACCCAAAACCAGCUCUACCAAAUCCAUGCCCACAUAAUUAAGAAAGGCCUGCACCGAGACCAAUUUCUCAUCAGCCUUUUCAUUUCCCUUUCCACUUCCCUCUCUUACUCCACUUCCAUUUUCAAUAACCUUUUCCAGCCCAGCUCUUUCCUUUGGAACUCUCUCCUCAAAGGGUACUCUAAAAAAUCCUCUUUUCUUCAAACCUUCUCUCUUUUUAUCCGUAUGAAGAGCGAGGGUGGGCUUCCUGAUAAGUACACUUACCCUUUAGUGAUCAAAGCUUGCUCGAGUGAGUUUAAGGCAUGGGAAGGGAAAAUGCUUCAUGGGUUGGCUUUAAAAAGUGGAAGCAAAGAAGAUGUUUUUGUUGGGACAAGUUUGGUUGACUUUUAUGUGAAAAUUAAGGAAAUUUUGCAUGCCAGGAAAUUGUUUGAUGAAAUGUUGGAGCGAAAUGUUGUGUCUUGGACGGCUUUGGUUGUUGGGUAUAUUAACGUUGGUGAUUUUGUGGAAGCGAAGAGAAUGUUUGAUUUGAUGCCGGAGAGGAAUGUGACUACGUGGAAUGCUUUGAUGGGUGGGUUGGUCAAAACAGGGGAUUUGGGGAAUGCUAGGAAAGUGUUUGAUGAGAUGCCUGAAAGGAAUGUGAUUUCUUAUACGACGAUGAUUGAUGGAUAUGCGAAGGCUGGGGAUACGGCGUCGGCGAUGUUUUUGUUUGAGCAGGCUCCGGAGCGAGAUCUCGUUGCAUGGUCUGCCAUGAUUUCGGGAUAUGAACAAAAUGGUCGGCCUAAUGAAGCUGUCAAGAUUUUUAUUAGAAUGGGAGAAAUGGAUGUUAAACCCGAUGAAUUUGUUUUGGUUAGCUUGAUGUCGGCUUGUUCUCAGGUCGGUAGUUUGGAAUUGGCUAGGUGGGUUGAUUGUUAUUUAAGCCGGAGUGAAAUUGAUACUAGGCAAGCACACGUUUUGGCAGCUCUUAUAGAUAUGAAUGCGAAGUGUGGAAACAUGGAUAGAGCAGCUAAGUUGUUUGAUGAGAUGCCUAAACGGGACGUAGUGUCAUAUUGCUCUAUGAUACAAGGAUUGGCUAUUCAUGGCCGAGAGGCUCAAGCUAUUGAGCUUUUCAAUAGGAUGAUAAGCGAAGGGCUGAUUCCAGAUGAAGUAGCCUUCACUAUUAUUCUGAAUGCUUGUAGCCGUGCUGGGCUUGUUGAGGAAGGUUGGCAUUAUUUUGAAAUGAUGAAAAAUGAGUACUCUAUGGUACCGAUACCGGAUCAUUAUGCUUGCAUGGUUGAUCUCUUAAGUCGGACAGGAUGGCUAAAAGCAGCUUAUGAUCUUAUAAAAUCUAUGCCCGUGGAGCCUCAUGCUGGUGCUUGGGGCGCACUUCUUGGAGCCUGUAAGUUGCAUUGUGAUGUUGAGUUAGGGGAGUUGGUUGCUGCUAGGCUGUUUGACCUAGAGCCUCUAAAUGCUGCUAAUUAUGUGCUGCUGUCCAACAUUUACGCUGCGGCAGAGCAAUGGGUGGAUGUUUCUCUUGUGAGGAAUAAAAUGAAGGAGCGGGGUGUGAGAAAAAUACCUGGUUGCAGUUGGAUUUAGUUCAUUACAUGAGUUUGUUAUUGUCCAGCAUGACUGCAAUAUGAGGAUUUAAUUUUUCCAGUUCCAUAGGCUAUCAGAUUUUUGAAGUAUAUGAUAAGUAUAGUAUAAUGACAAAAUGAUGAUGUGCAAUCCACUAUGAUGAAGGAAAGGUUGCUGGCAUUGAAACACUUUUUUUUAGAGAUGUUGAGUGCUGGGGUAUGAAACCAAGAAUGAAAUUAUGCUGUGGAAUGCUUUCAUUUUGAAUCAUGGUUUUCUUGAAGGAGAGGGUUUUCCUAUUGAGGCCUUUUGGCAUGCCUCUCGUUUGAAUCACUUCAUAUUUUAAUAUUUUCCUCUCAACCUUUUAAGUUGUAUUCUCCUCACUUUUUUAUGCAUAAUAGUCCAGUAGAUUUGUAUGACUUUAGAGAUUUCUUAUAGAAAGCUGAGCUAUUUCUUCUGUACAAAAAUUUCUUAUAUAAUUCAAACCCAAAAUGCUUGCGUUCAACAGUUACAGAAGUC
Messenger RNA from Durio zibethinus, 2160 nucleotides. RefSeq names its product Pentatricopeptide repeat (PPR-like) superfamily protein. Gene Ontology annotation, biological process: RNA modification. The record is from RefSeq and is a predicted model, not a curated record. NCBI's taxonomy places the organism in Eukaryota, Viridiplantae, Streptophyta, Magnoliopsida, Malvales, Malvaceae. Gene Ontology annotation, molecular function: RNA binding; protein binding.